ACAGAGCCACACACAUUACCCACAGUGCACCUCUGCUUAGUUGAUUCGUCCAGAGCAGGAAGACGCCAGACCAGAUGGCAGCCGACGGCAACAUGGCCGACGCCGACACCCAGUCGGACCAGGUGUCUUCAUCGGAUCUCUCGUCUUCGUCCCUGAAGGACUCCACCAUGUCAGCCUUGCAGCUUGUUUACUGGCGGGAGCCUAAGAAGUCGGCCGUGGCGUUCGGCGUGUCUCUGCUGGUGCUGUUCGCCGUGGCGACGCUGUCUGUCAUCAGCGUGGUUUCCUAUUUGCUGCUGGCCAGCCUCUGCGUCACCAUCACAUUCAGGGUCUACAAGUCUGUGAUCCAGGCCGUCCAGAAGUCAGACGAGGGACACCCGUUCAAGUCUCUGUUGGACAGAGAUGUCUCCGUCUCCUCCGAGUCGUUCCACCAGCUCUCAGAGAAGUUUCUGGUUUAUCUGAACAGCUUCAUCCGUCAGAGCAGGAGGCUGCUGCUGGUGGAGGACCUGGUGGACUCUGUGAAGCUGGCUGGUGUCAUGUGGGUGAUGACGUACAUUGGAGCUGUUUUCAAUGGCAUCACCAUCCUCAUCCUCGCUGACAUCAUCUUCUUCACCACACCGCUGGUCUAUCAGAAGAAGAAGGUGCUGCGUGCGUGUACACAGAUUGACCGCUUCAUAGAGCUGGUUCAGACCAGGAUGGAGGAAACGCUGCAGAAGCUGCAGGACAGGUUACCAGGAGCUGUAAAGCGAACCAAAGUGGAGUGACCAAUCAUGGCUCUGGCCACGCCCCCUGCUGUCCCUGUGAUUGGUCGGUUAGCUGACUGGUUAAGCCGCUCAGUUCAGUCUGAGGAGAGUUUGUGAAAAUUGGUUCUUCUACAAUAAAACAAACUGUACCAAACGACA
Myripristis murdjan (pinecone soldierfish) is the source of this 899-nucleotide messenger RNA. Its product is annotated as reticulon-3-B-like. NCBI's taxonomy places the organism in Eukaryota, Metazoa, Chordata, Actinopteri, Holocentriformes, Holocentridae. The coding region runs from base 75 to 761 and encodes 228 amino acids. The record is from RefSeq and is a predicted model, not a curated record. The transcript has 8 exons. Gene Ontology annotation, biological process: neuron differentiation; endoplasmic reticulum tubular network formation; brain development. Gene Ontology annotation, cellular component: neuron projection; postsynaptic density; endoplasmic reticulum membrane.